CCGGUCCAGUAGGGCGGAGGGGUGGGGGAGAAUUCAUUCGAGGGGGACGUUUUAAAGGGAAAGUCGCCUCUUGCAAGCCGGGCGGCUGAAAGGCGAGUUUUCCGAAAAGGCGGAAGGAGCGUCCGGAGGGUUUUUCUACAGCGGCAAAGGCCAUGGCGGAUGAGGAACCCCAAGAAAGAUACCUGUUUGGUGGUGCCUUUUCUGCUCGUCUUCCUCCUGGAAGUCUGGAUAUCAGUGAAAUGCGUCAGGUUCCUGACAACCAGGAAGUCUUCGUUCACCCCAGCACAGAUCAGAGCAUCAUUGUGGAACUGCUGGAAUACCAAGCAGGGGUGGCGGAUGAAAAUGCUGCCAGGUUCCAUUUUGAAGACAUUGCGGGCAAUUCGGCCAAUUCGGAGAUUUUGAGCCAAACCCAAUUUGCGCCCGCUCUUCUGGCAUUCGAAGGCUGCAGCAGCUCCUGGCAACUGGCAGGCCACCAGCAGGUCGCUAAAUUCAACGAGGAGGCCAAAAACGAUGUCGCUGUGCAUUUGGUGCUGCUCCGCCUCCCUCAGUACGGAACGGAUCUGCUUGUCACCUUCAAUGACCCCACCUGGAUUAACCCUCUGAGUACCAGUGCUGCGCAAAGCACAGAGGUCCCUUUGUCCCUCUCUCGACCUCCUUGGACAGUGGAGCAUUUCCACGCUUUCGUGUGUAGCCUGCGGCUCCUGGAUCCUGGUCUGUUCGGUUAAGACGCUUCUCUGUCUGCUGAAAAUCCAGCUUUGCUCCAUCCCGGCCGUGAUCACAGGGCCGUUCGGUUCAGAGGCUUUCUAGAUGAGAACGCCGGUUCCGAUAUCUUGAUCUUCUUCCUUCAUCCCUCGACGGAAAAGAGGACGUGGACGCUGAAUGCCCAAGGACGUUCUCCUUGUAAAAAGCAAACUCAGGCCAACUUGCUUUGCGUUAGACCAGUGUUUUUCAAACUUGACUUUAGCAUGCCUGGAUUUCAACUCCCAGAAUUCCCCAGCUAGCCAUGCUGGCUGAGGAAUUCUGGGAGUUGAAGUCCACGCAUCUUAAAAGUCACCAACUCUGAAAAAAAAACCAUUAGAUUGUAGGAAGGGUAGUUCUACUCACCUCUCCAACUAUUUCCUAGUGUUCUUCUACAUGUGAUCCAAGGAAACUGGGGUUACCUACCUUCUGGAUAAUUCACUAGAUUGCAAUCUAGCACUCAGAAGUGUUUUUCACACUCUCUGUAAUGGAAGGAGCAUGAACCACAGAAAUAAUGUACACAUCAACUGCCAAAGAGAUACUUUUUAUUUGGGGUAGCUGUAUACCCUCAGAUGACUAAGAAAAGAAAAGAAGAUUAAGAAAAGAAAUGUAAAAACAGAACGUAAUUUGCUGUUAAGCAAGAUUGCUCCUUCCUGCUUCUUUUUUUCCUUCCUUCAAAUUCCAUCUCUUCUAGGCUUUACAUGUUUUGUCAUGAAAUUUGAGGUUGCUUGUGCAGUUGAGUUUCGGCCAGAUUGUGUCCUUGAGUGUCAAGGGACACGAAGGCCAACUGGGAGUAGUAAAAAAUAAAAUAAAAUCAACCUUUGAAAA
Molecule: messenger RNA, 1566 nt
Organism: Crotalus tigris (Tiger rattlesnake)
Lineage: Eukaryota; Metazoa; Chordata; Lepidosauria; Squamata; Viperidae
Gene: RANGRF
Product: RAN guanine nucleotide release factor
Exons: 6
Coding region: 153-725 (190 amino acids)
Biological process (GO): regulation of membrane depolarization; protein import into nucleus; regulation of sodium ion transmembrane transporter activity
Cellular component (GO): nucleus
Molecular function (GO): transmembrane transporter binding; guanyl-nucleotide exchange factor activity; sodium channel regulator activity
Source: RefSeq, a predicted model, not a curated record